GUCCUGUGCUUCACUAUGCUGGGGCUUGGCUGCACGGUGGAGAUCAGUCAGCUGGGCGAGCACAUUCGCAAGCCCAUAGGAGCCCUGCUGGCGCUGGUGUGCCAGUUUGUCAUCAUGCCUUUGAUAGCCUUCCUGUUGGCUCUGGCCUUCUCCCUGAACGAUGUGGCCGCUAUGGCUGUAUUGUUGUGCGGCUGCUGCCCUGGGGGCAACCUCUCCAACAUCAUGUCACUGUUGGUCAACGGAGACAUGAACCUCAGUAUCAUCAUGACCAUCUCAUCCACUCUCCUAGCACUCCUGCUUAUGCCGCUGUGUCUGUGGAUGUACAGCCGUGCUUGGAUCAACACGCCCGUGGUGAACCUGCUGCCCUUCGGCGCAAUCAUUCUCACCCUCUGCGGCACACUUAUUCCCAUCGGGCUCGGGGUCUGGCUUAGACACAGAUAUACUCGAGUGGCCGACAUCAUCCUUAAGGUGUCUUUGUGGUCUCUCCUGGUAACUCUGGUGAUGCUUUUCAUCAUGACUGGAACUAUGCUGGGACCGGAGCUGCUGGCCACCAUCCCUGCUUCAGUCUACCUGGUGGCUGUGCUCAUGCCCAUGUCUGGCUAUGCGGCGGGAUAUGGCCUGGCAACGCUCUUCGAUCUCCCUCCAAACAGCCGAAGGACAGUGUCUUUAGAGACCGGCUGCCAGAACGUGCAGCUCUGCACAGCCAUCCUGAAGCUGGCAUUUCCACCCCAGCUGAUGGGAGGCAUGUAUAUGUUUCCACUGCUCUACGCGCUCUUCCAGGCAGCCGAGGCUGGCAUCUUCAUUCUGGCUUACCGCAUGUACAGGAAGGAGGUAUUACAUAAACAGGACCUAAUGGAGGAGGAGGAUGAUGAUACAAACAUAGGCUACAAAAGAAUGAAGGAAGAAGAUGUACCGUUUGAUUCAACGUAUGGUGCAGUUACAGUGAGCGACCCAAAUGUCAUCAUGCUAGAAUCACAGGAUAUUGUUGGAAGCCCCACUCUUGUAUAAGGGGAAAAACAAUUGACUUGGUACUCACUAUUGACAAUUGACCAGUG
Xyrauchen texanus (razorback sucker) is the source of this 1055-nucleotide messenger RNA. It is a transcript of the gene slc10a4, whose product is annotated as solute carrier family 10 member 4. The coding region runs from base 16 to 1008 and encodes 330 amino acids. Gene Ontology annotation, molecular function: bile acid:sodium symporter activity. The transcript is spliced from 3 exons. Gene Ontology annotation, cellular component: membrane. NCBI's taxonomy places the organism in Eukaryota, Metazoa, Chordata, Actinopteri, Cypriniformes, Catostomidae. The record is from RefSeq and is a predicted model, not a curated record. Gene Ontology annotation, biological process: bile acid and bile salt transport.